Messenger RNA from Daktulosphaira vitifoliae (grape phylloxera), 1283 nucleotides. RefSeq names its product geranylgeranyl transferase type-2 subunit beta (gene betaggt-II). Lineage: Eukaryota; Metazoa; Arthropoda; Insecta; Hemiptera; Phylloxeridae. The record is from RefSeq and is a predicted model, not a curated record. Gene Ontology annotation, biological process: protein geranylgeranylation. Gene Ontology annotation, cellular component: Rab-protein geranylgeranyltransferase complex. Gene Ontology annotation, molecular function: Rab geranylgeranyltransferase activity. The coding region runs from base 204 to 1196 and encodes 330 amino acids. The transcript is spliced from 7 exons.
UUAAAACCUUAAAUUGUAAAUAAAAUUUAAUUUAUGAAUGUUUAUUUAGUUUAUUAAUUAUAUUACAGUGAGAUUUACAUAUUCCUAGAGCUAUUUUGUUUCUCUAAUUUAACUUUGUUUCAUUGAAAAUUUUGUAGUUUUUAUAAAAAAAAAAUAAAAUUUUGAUAUUACUUAAUAAUUUUUUAAUUUACAAAAACAUUAAAAUGUUACAAAAGGAUGUUAAAUUAGAUGAUUCACCAAAGCAAUGGUUAUUAAAAAAACAUAUUGAUUUUUUACAGUCUUUUGGUAAAGAGAAACAUCAAUAUGAAAGCAAUAUGAUGGAAUUUCUCCGGAUGUCUGGUAUGUAUUGGGGACUAACAGCAUUAUACAUAAUCAAUGAUGGUAAAAUACCACAACAAGAAGAAAUUUUUGAGUAUAUUAAAAUCUGUGAACAUAAUUGUGGUGGUUAUUCUCCUGCUCCAGGACAUGAUCCACAUUUACUUUAUACUCUCAGCGCAGUUCAGAUUGCUUGCAUACUAAACCGUGAACAAGAUUUGCCUAUAGAUAAUAUUAUAUCAUAUGUAAAACAGCUGCAACAAGAUGAUGGUAGUUUUGCUGGAGACAAAUGGGGAGAAAUUGAUACACGGUAUUCAUUUUGUGCAUUAGCUUGCUUAUCACUUUUGGGUAAAUUAAAUGAAAUUAAUUUAGAAAAAGCUGUUAAUUUUAUUAAUAGCUGUCAAAAUUUUGAUGGAGGAUUUGGUUCUAGACCUGGAUCUGAAAGUCAUGGUGGACUUAUAUACUGCUGUGUAGGAGCGUUAUCUAUUGCAGGUAGAUUAGAUUUGAUUGACGCUGAUACAUUAGGAUGGUGGUUAGCUGAAAGACAGUUGCCAUCUGGUGGGCUUAAUGGUCGACCUGAAAAAUUACCAGAUGUUUGUUAUUCAUGGUGGGUUUUUUCAUCAUUGAAUAUUCUUGGAAGAGAUCAUUGGAUUGAUAAAGAAGAAUUAAAAAACUUCAUUCUUGCUUCUCAAGAUACUGAAAGUGGUGGAUUUAGUGAUAGACCGGGAGAUGAACCUGAUCCAUUCCAUACACUAUUUGGUCUUGCUGCAUUGUCUCUUAUGUCAUAUGAUAAAAUGUUACCAAUUGACCCAACAUUUUGUAUGCCUAAAUGUGUUAUUAACAGAUUAGGCAUUCAACCUCAAAUUUUACCGCACCCAUAGUUUAUCAAUUUAAUUAUUUAUUUUUUAAUUCCUUCUCAUUGUAUUUAUUUGUACAUUAAUUUAAUUAAAUAUUUUAAAACAUUUUAA